CGUUUGAAUGCUCAACAGCUCAAGCAUGAAGCACCCUUCUCUCUCGCCACCUCACACCUGACAUGCAAGACAACUAAAAAAAAUUAACAUGAAAAAUCCUUAACCCUAAAUUUCCAAAUUCUUAAAUAUCACAAAUCCAUGUAAGCUUCUGCUAAUCUGGAAAAAAAAAUAAAAAAUAAAAGAAGCAAAGAUCUGUACUCGUAUUCAGUAAUGGGUAGAAAUGGAAUUUCAAGACUAUUUUUGUUCUUCGUCGUCUUGAUUGUAUCCUCCGGUGUUUCUAACGCUUCCUUUUUCUCCACGAUUCGGCAUUUGGCUGCUCCUAAAGACCACGACAGCAACAGCUCCGUCAAAAUCCAAGUAUCCCCGUCGCCAAGUCCAGAUCCUGCUAAGACACUAAAUACGACAAACACUGAGGAUAAUUCGGUUUCAAAAGUUGAUAAUUCCACGAGCUUAAAUAAUAAUAAUAAUAAUAAUAAUAAUAAUAAUAAUAAUAGUGAUAAAAGUAAUGGUGAAAGGGGGGUUGUGGGACUAAAUUCGACUCGGGGGAAUGAAAAGGAGAGUGGAGAUGAGAAAAGGGAUGAUGAAACGAAGAAGGUGAGUGAAGAGAAGGAUCAUCGGAAACCAGAUUUGGAAUCAGAGGCUGGUGGGGAGAAUUGUACAACAGUGGGCGGUAGGAGGUGCACGGACCUCAAGUCGUUGACUGCUUGCAUUCUUGGAUUUGAUAAUGGAUCCCAUUGGUGGACGGUUCUUAUACAAAAUUCUGGGGAACGCACUUUGUCAGUGGAUGUGCAUGCCCCAAAUCUUAUUGACAAUUCUUUGGUGGAAAUAGCGAAACACCAAACUAAAACGAUCAAUUUGACUGUUGGUCAAAGCACAGAGGUGAUAUUAAAUGCUAAAAAUGGGGACUGUGUUCUGCACUUGGAUCCUCUUGAAUCUCAAGCAAACUUUUUCAUGAACCUCCCUUCUUAUGACCAGCUAAUUACCCCCAUCAAUGGUGCUUACUUCCUGAUUAUUACAGUGGUAGUUUUUGGAGGGACAUUAGCUUGCUGCAUGUGUAGGAAGGGGAGACCGGAGGCGGGAAUCGCUUAUCAGGAGCUUGAAAUGGCUAUGCCAGAAUCUGGUGUUGCAAAUGAUUUUGAAACAGCUGGAGGCUGGGAUAAGGUCUGGGAUGAUAAUUGGGAUGAGGAGAAUGCAAUAAAGUCACCAGCUGCACGUCAUUCAGCAAGUGUGUCAGCCAAUGGCCUUACUUCUAGGACUCCAAACAAAGAUGGAUGGGAAAAUGACUGGGACAACUAGGCUUUUUGCAGGGAGAAGAGAAAGAAGAAAGUUCUACCUUCCCAGGAUGUGGACAAGGAGGAGAACAAGAAAACGAAUAGAUAUACAAAAUUUUGAUUGUAAAUCCUUCUGACGAGCGAUUUUGGCAUUUGUAGUUUUGUGCAACGGUGAGAGUCCAGAGAAGUGUUGAAAUGCGUAGAUGAUGUAAUCUUUCUGCUUUUUGUGAAAUGUAAAUUGCUCACAUUUGUUUUUGUGCAAUCUGCAUUCUUUGACUUGCACUUGAAAA
Populus nigra (black poplar) is the source of this 1561-nucleotide messenger RNA. RefSeq lists its product as uncharacterized. Bases 211 to 1296 code for a protein of 361 amino acids. The transcript is spliced from 4 exons. The record is from RefSeq and is a predicted model, not a curated record. Lineage: Eukaryota; Viridiplantae; Streptophyta; Magnoliopsida; Malpighiales; Salicaceae.